Pomacea canaliculata is the source of this 3350-nucleotide messenger RNA. Its product is annotated as little elongation complex subunit 2-like. The record is from RefSeq and is a predicted model, not a curated record. Gene Ontology annotation, cellular component: transcription elongation factor complex. The transcript has 16 exons. NCBI's taxonomy places the organism in Eukaryota, Metazoa, Mollusca, Gastropoda, Architaenioglossa, Ampullariidae. Gene Ontology annotation, biological process: snRNA transcription by RNA polymerase III; positive regulation of transcription by RNA polymerase III; snRNA transcription by RNA polymerase II. The coding region runs from base 261 to 3185 and encodes 974 amino acids.
CUGAUGCGAGAUGGACCUGGAUAUUUGUGUUUUAGGUCGCUUGUAUUGUUUUUAUUGCAGGAAUGAAUUAAAGAGAAUAUUUAGAAAUUUAAUGCUGGGAAAAAAUGUAUCCUAUUUCUUUAUGUAUUAAUGAAUUAGUGUGGACGAAAACAGCAAAAUUGCAAUAAAAACUGACAACGAUCGAUUGACUUGUUGACAGAGCGAGAUUGAACCCUCCUCGAUUUUUUUCAAGAAAGGAAAAGUAUUUUUGUAAUUAAGUCAUGGAAGACACUGGUGGUUGUGGAGUAAUUAUGCCAUGGAAAGAGCCCAUAAAUGGAAAGAAAGCUUUUUUCUCAGAUGAAGUUUUUUGUCAAAUUGUUGGACCAGAACCAAGUCUUGAGAUGAAAGUAAGCAAAUUACUUGAUGACCUUGGCUUUGCACCUGCUCCAGGGCAACUAACUCCACUAAAGAAUAAUUCAGGUGCAUGUAAAAAACAGCCACCUAAAAAUUCUGACUGGCUAACUGGUGAUGGAACCCAGUCAUCAACUUCUGCUCCUCAACUUGGUGUUGAUACUAGUGGAACUCUGCCAGGCUGCAAUCCCAGAAAUCUGAAUAAUGGCAGAAAGUUUCCUGGUAAAAAUGUGAUAGCUUCAAAUAAGGGGAAAAAAUUUAGAUCAGAAAAUGAAGCACAGAUGUCCUCUCUCCAACAUGACCAGCACAUUAAAUAUCUGAAUUUGUUCAAGAAGUGUACCCAGCAUUUCUUUAAUGGAUUUGCCAAACCACCUACUGAAGAAGAACUUAAAGAGCUUAAAGAGUUUGAGUCUUUGCAGAUGAUUGUAGCAAAAGAGCAGGAACAGUUUCAAGCCUAUCUGCAUCAGAUGGCUCAAGCCAAUUCAUCUCUCUAUAACUUCCUCCUACCACAUAUGGAGAAAUAUGCUUCAGAGAAGGAGCAGAGUAGCCGGAAAAGGGCCGAGCUGUACCCUCGCCACUACAAUCAGCAUGGCAUGAUAGCUUUGACAGUAAACAUCACUGAGCAACCUCAAGUUGCCAUGACAUUUAUUCAAACACUUCUCACAGUUGGACAGAAGUCAAAAGUGGUUCUGCCAGAACUGAAAUCCAGUCCUAAGUGCAUCAUUCCCUUUGAUCAUGACAAGAUAAAGGCACGCUUUCCAUCACAGUGCUCUUCCAGCAGAUGGCAUGAUUCCUGGGAUCACCAGCCAGUAACUAAAGACAAAAAUGUUGAGAGCCUUCUCCAGAAGUACUCAUGUCAAGUGGUGACCAGUGCCAGUGUCCUGACAAGACUUCUGGAUAACCAUGCACCAGACUUUGCAGCUGCCUGGGAGAUUCCUGUUGUUGUUAAACACAGUGAUGAGCAGGGAAAAGUGGUACUUCUUGACAAGCCUCUGAACCCUAAGUGUUUGCAUCCAUGUGAAAAGAAAACUUUGUACCUACAAAAAGCUUUACGUACAUUCCUGUGCCACCCUCAGCAGGUCAAAAAAACUUUUCGGCAAGAUGCCAGUGGGCAAAGUGCUCAACAGCACAAGCCUACAAGCAAGCUCACAACUGCUGGAGAAAGUGACCUGUUUGAGCCAGAUUUUAGCAUGGAGGACCUAGAAACUUUUGGUUCUGACAAUUUUAGCCGUAAGUCUGGCAAAGAUAUGGACAGAUGUUCCCUUCAGUCUUCUCUUGCACAACAUAAGCCUUUCAUGGAGUUUGGUGGUGCAGCAGGAGAAGGAACAUAUGCAAGGUGUGCAUUUCAGAAGCAAGAAACACAAAGCACUUCAAGUAAACCUGGUGGCAUUGAUAUGAUUUCAGACUAUGUUAAGUCUGAAGGGAAUGUUGAUGAUUCAGAUUCAGCCAAAGAAACUGUUAAAAGUUCUAACUGUAGGCCACAGAUGUCUGAACAGGAAAGUGAAAAAGAUAUUCAAAUACCUCCCAGGAGUCUAGAGCAGAUGGCUUCGAUGGCGACUUCAGAGACCAAGAAACAGAAUCUUUACUGCUUAUCACAGCCAGAUGACUUGUCGUCAGAUGAUGAUAUGCUGGUUAUUGCACUACCAGAGAGUAAAGAUAAUCCAAAACCUGCAAAGACAUCUUUACAAGAGGUUACUCUUGACUUGCAGGCUGCUGCCCCAAAUCCUCAAAACUUACCAGAUAACUCCAAAGUUAGGACAGACUUUGUGGAACCAUCUGUUGUUUCACCCACAGCAUGCAGGGUGACACCUUCUAUGAUGAACCAUCAGAGUGAUGCAAUAUCAGAAGGUGAUAGUGAAGCUUCAGUGGCAUCUCAGAGAGUUCAGGGUCAAAAACGAAAAUUUUCAUGUGAGAAAACAGAAAAGCUUCAAAAGACCCCUAAGUUGCUUGAAAGAAAAGAUAGAAAUGAACCAGCCCAAGCCAUGAACGCUGCCUCAUCUACUUUAGACUCCAUCCUUCAGCUGCAGAGGGAAAUGCUUCCACAAGGGGAGAAUACUAAACAGGAGCAAGAAAAUCCAGCAGAGUACCUGCAUCCUGCACGUCCUGGGGAAAGUGUCAGCUACAACAUGUGGGACUUGGCAGGUAUAGCUCUCUUGGUGCGAACCUCCAGCCAUGGAUUUCUUAGAAAUAUGAGACAGCAGCAGUGCCCAGUGUACCUUGUUGGGAAACCAGAGCGACAAGUUGAGCAUGGACUGGAGCAGCUGACUCGCAGUGAGACUGUCAAGUCAUGGCUGGGCUGCUACCUGCGGCCUGGGUCUCAUCUUGUCCGAGCGCGAAUCAACAUGCAGAAUAAUCAGAUCGUGCACCUGGAGGAGGUUCCAGCAACACAGAUUUUGCAACCGUCACUAGGUUUCAAUGGACAAGCCGCGUUCGCCUUGCUGAGAACCAUCUUCGAGGAGCUGAGAACGUUACCAGCAGGAAGCUACCUCCUUUCGCACGACCCCGGAGCUGACUGCAUGACACUGAAGGCAGCCAGCGGAAACAAGAGGUCAGGGUAUGAUCUUCACUUUCACUACAUGGGCUUCAGCAUUGUUGACCAGAAUGACCGGACUGUACCCUGGGUACCUGUAGAUCCUACCAUCAUCCUGCCACAUCACUGGCAAAAGGGUGUCAUUCCUGCUACCUUCAUGCCUAAAGAUUUUGAUGCUGGUAGAAAGAAACUACCACAAAGACAGUACAAUCAGCAACAGCGAACCCAGCACAAGAAGAAGAAGAAAAACAAGAAGACAACAUAAAGUGUUAAUGUAUUUCUAUCAAUAAAACUGAAACCCUGGGUUAAGUGAGAUUCGUCAUGCAAGCAAUUUUAAACUAUUCAUUUUUCAUACUCGUCAUUUGGUCGUCUGGCAGAAGUGUACAGAGAAGGUUUUUUAAAGCUCAGCACAAUAAAUUGUUUGAAGAUC